This is a messenger RNA of Menidia menidia (Atlantic silverside), 2266 nucleotides long. The record is from the annotation of a GenBank genome assembly. Lineage: Eukaryota; Metazoa; Chordata; Actinopteri; Atheriniformes; Atherinopsidae.
GCCAGUCAUGUUUUGGAGAAGGAAGUGAAAGGGGAAGACAGUAGCUGAGGGUAGUUGGUAGUUAGCUGGCUAGAAGGCAAGCCCUCAAGCAAAGUGCCAAAUUUUUAACAGUCGUUGUUGGUAACUUUGCAGUGAAUUUACGGAGCGAUUUUUCUGUUUUGUUGAUCUCCUGAUAAUCAACACACUUUUGUAUACAAAAUUCAAAGGUGGCAUUGCCACAUUAUCGUUAGACAGCGAAUAGAGCUCCGGAGAGCUAGCUAGCCAACGUAACGCCUAGUUAGCCGCUGACGCUAGCUGUCCCGAACAAUAACAGCCAGGGAGCUCGCAGCCGGCUCUGAUACAAUCAAGAAGUCCCUUCUUUGAUGGUUUUGUUUCUACAGCUGAUCAAGUAUGACAUCCAGAAAGAAAGUACUCUUGAAAGUCAUCAUUCUGGGUGAUUCGGGGGUUGGAAAAACCUCCCUAAUGAAUCAGUAUGUGAACAAAAAAUUUAGCAAUCAAUACAAAGCAACAAUAGGAGCAGACUUCCUGACCAAGGAAGUGAUGGUGGACGACCGGCUUGUCACAAUGCAGAUCUGGGACACAGCAGGCCAGGAGAGGUUCCAGUCUUUGGGUGUUGCGUUUUACCGUGGAGCAGACUGCUGUGUGCUGGUGUUUGAUGUAACUGCACCAAACACCUUCAAGACACUCGAUAGCUGGAGGGAUGAGUUUCUAAUCCAGGCCAGCCCUCGAGAUCCUGAGAACUUCCCCUUUGUGGUCCUAGGCAACAAGAUUGACUUGGAAAAUAGACAGGUGACCACCAAGCGGGCUCAGGCGUGGUGUCAGAGUAAGAACAACAUCCCAUACUUUGAGACCAGUGCCAAAGAAGCCAUAAAUGUAGAACAGGCAUUCCAGACAAUUGCACGUAACGCCCUCAAACAGGAGACAGAGGUGGAGCUGUAUAAUGAAUUCCCAGAGCCCAUAAAGCUGGAUAGGAAUGACAGAGCGAAGCCUUCUGCAGAAAGCUGCAGCUGCUGAGGAACAACUUGGACCAUCUUCUCUCUUGGCUUUCUGAAACACCCUGUCAUCACCCUGUUACAUCAUCUCCACCUCACUCCCAGGGAAAUGACUUCCCUAUUGGUCUUCCUCCUCCACACCACUGUUCAUUCCAUUGACACCUCCCCCUACCACGCAUUGCGCUGCAUAUGGAUGUAUUUCCUCCCACUUAGUACACAGAGUAAUACACUAGCGUGCUCUUGUAUGAUAUGAUGACAAAUCCAGUGCCCAAAGAUCACAUGAGAGAAGAACGACAUCCCCUCUGACCUCGGUCCCCGAGGUGGCAGCGAGUCAACUCCUGUCCUGCCCCUUCUUUGAUGGGUGUUGCUCCUGACUCACACUGAGGACACGAUGGAGCCAUGUUCAGAGAGUGCAGUCGAUGACUCUUGAUGGACUGGCUGAUCCUCUGUAAUGUGAGAUGAUGUUGGCUAAUGUCAGCGUCCCAAGUUUCUUAUUUUCACUGUUUGCUUUCCUUUGCUUUUUUGUUGAGAUUUAAUCUAGUAGAAGGACAUGUUUUUUUUCUUCUAUUAUUGGCCUUUUAAGCCAAUGUUAAACACAUACUUGUUUUUGCACUUUUCUUGUUUUUGCCUUUAAAUAUUAUAGAGGGAUGGCUGAUUUUGGGCAACUUCUUCUACCACAAGCCUUUUUGCUAAGCUUCAAUUUACACCUGUUGCUGUAUUUCCCCUUCAAAUAUCUCCCAAAAAUCUUUUGGACACAGACUUUCGGUGAUUGUAUUGCCUCUGCCCUUCAGGAAUAGGGUUUAUAACUGCCUCAUGCCACAGUGCAGAUAUUAAUAAAAGCUGAUAGGCAGUCACAACAUAGAAUAUUGAUUCAUUUAUAUGUUAAUUUAGCCCUUAAUGUAACAUUACUUGUACUGCUACGAUUUCUGCUGUAUGUGUUGCAUCCCUCAUCUGGCAUCUCUCGGUGCGUGAGAAUUACAAUAUGCUUCACCAACGUCCCUUACACCUGUCUUCUGUCAUGUCUUCUUUAUAGCUGUUCUAUCUAUCUGCUUGUAGCUCAGGUUGGCUCAGUACUUAAUAUUUUUAAUGGAUUGUGUACUACGGUGUAUAGAUGGCAAAUGAUAGAACUGAAAUUAAUGUUUUCUCUUUACAUGUAAAGAAAAUAUUCAACUAUUUGCCCUGGUAUUAUUCCUCCUUACAGAAAACAUUACUACAAUGCCAAUGAUGUUGUUAAAGAAAAUUUGAACAUCGAAUAAUAAAAUCCUUGAAUAUAU